AUGUCACUCUCAUGGGAGCUCCAGGCACAAAAGGCCAAGGACAUUCUCCAACAGUCAAUCCCCAAACAAUGGCUCAUCCCCGCACAUAAGCUACCCUCGGCCGACCUGAAAAAUGUGGAGGACUUUCCCCGCAAAAGCGGCCUUCUCUCGGCGAGAGAGCUUGGUAUAACCGACAUGUCUGCCGCUACCCUCGUGCAGAACAUGGGGGCAGGAAAGCUCACGGCAGAGGAGGUGGUCGUGGCUUUCCUCAAGCGAGCCGUAUUGGGCCAUCAGCUGCUCAACUUUGCUACAGAGUUCCUAACCGACCGAGCAAUAGGGCGAGCCAAGGAACUAGAUGAGUAUUACAGGCGAACCGGAAAGCUAGUUGGGCCUUUGCACGGUGUCCCGAUAAGCGUCAAAGAGCAUGUUGGAGUCAAGGGCCGUACGUGUAAUGCCGGCUAUGUAGCCUGGGUGGACGACAUUGCAACAGAAGACGCCCUCAUACUACAAUGUCUCGAAAAGGCAGGCGCCGUCUUCCACGUACGAACCAACCAGCCACAAUCUCUCAUGCACCUCUGCUGCAGCAAUAACCUCACCGGAACGACGCUAAACCCUUACAACCGCACGCUCAGUGCCGGUGGUUCCUCAGGUGGUGAAGGCGCUUCGACCGGCUUCAAAUGCGCUCCCCUAGGUAUCGGCACAGACAUUGGAGGCUCAAUCCGAUGCCCCGCUGCAUUCUGUGGCUCCUAUGGAUUCCGUCCAACAGCCCUUCGCAACCCAUUAUCAGGUGCAAAGGCACCCAAGGAAGGCCACGAAUCCAUCCGCGGCGUAAUCGGACCUCUCGCCAGCCAGAGCGUGGAAGACAUGGACAUCUUCCAGCAGGCCAUCCUCGACCAAGAGCCAUGGGAUAUCGAGACGUCCUUAGUCCCCGUCCCAUGGAAAAGAGCCAAACCCACCAAAACAAUGACCGUAGCCAUCAUGUGGGACGAUGGCGUCGUCCGCCCUCACCCCCCAAUAACCCGGGCCCUCAAGCACGCCAAAUCCAAGCUCCAAGCCGCCGGCAUCAAAGUCAUCGACUGGGAACCAUACAAGCACAAGCACGGCUGGGACAUCAUCUCGGCAAUGUACUUCCCCGACGGCGCCCUCAGCCAGCGCAAACUCAUCGCCCAAACAGGCGAACCAAUCCUCCCCUUAACAGCCUGGGCCUUCGACUACAGCAGUCCCACCCCCCUAACUAUGGCCGAAUCCUGGACCCUCAAUGUCCAGCGCGACGUAUACAGAGACGAAUACCACGCGCUGAUGAAAUCCCGAGGCGUGGACUUCAUCCUCUGUCCCGUAUACGCGGGCGUCGCUUCUGUUCUCGGUGAAUCCCACUACUGGAACUACACCGCGGUGUGGAACAUUCUCGACCAGCCGGCCGUGGUAUUCCCAUCUGGGUUGAGCGUGGACGCGCAGCUGGAUCAAUUGACCGCCGAGCACAAGACAUAUAAACCCCGAGAUGAGGUUGAUCAGCGCGAAUGGAGUAAGUAUACCGGUCCGGAACGGUACGAAGGUGCGCCUAUUGCGUUGCAGUUGGUUGGAAAGCAUUUCAAGGAUGAGGAGACUCUGGCUGCUGGUGCGUUGGUCGAUGGGAUCUUGAAAGGAGGAGCAGAGCAGAGUACUACUACUAGAUCAAUGCUCUGA
Aspergillus tubingensis is the source of this 1662-nucleotide messenger RNA. Its product is annotated as fatty-acid amide hydrolase. Lineage: Eukaryota; Fungi; Ascomycota; Eurotiomycetes; Eurotiales; Aspergillaceae. The transcript is spliced from 7 exons. The record is from RefSeq and is a predicted model, not a curated record. The coding region runs from base 1 to 1662 and encodes 553 amino acids.